CCACAUAUCUGCAACUACAUAUUCUUGAGUACAGCAUGAUUCCAAAUUCAACAUGUAAAAUUUAAUAACCAUUAUAACCCUCAUCGCCUACAAUGGUAUCCUACAAAGAAAUCCGCGCCUCCAACGCCCUCCUCAACGACGCCACAACCCCCCGUGUCGCCGUCUUCGCCGGCGGUACCUCUGGCAUCGGGCAACUCACCGUCCGCGCCUUAGUAUCCACCGGCGCCAGCGUGAGAAUCCACCUCAUCGGCCGCAAAAGCUCUGAAGAGCGCUCGCGGAUUUUCAUCCAGGAGCUGAAUGCCAUAAAUCCCAAAGCCGAAAUCAUCUGGGUAGAAGGCGAAAUCUCGCUUUUGUCAGAAACGAAGAGAGUAUGCGAGAUCAUCAAAAGCAAGGAGUCCCGCAUCGACCUCCUCUUCCUCACCACUGGCUACGCCCCCUUCGGCGCCCGCAACGAGACGGCAGAGGGCAUAGAAAUCACCCAAAGCCUGAUAUACUACUCCCGGAUCCUCUUCAUCCAGCACCUCCUCCCCCUCCUCCGCCUAUCAGAAGCCCCUAAAAUCGUCAGCGUCCAAGGCGGCGGGAUGGAACGCACGACUGUCGACCUGGAGGACAUGGAUCUCAAGAAACCCGGGAAUUUCGGGUUGGUGAACACGCAUGUGCAGUAUGUGGCUAUGCUCUCCACGACGAUGGAGAAGCUGGCUGCUGAGAAUCAGGGGGUGACGUUCAUUCACUCGUGUCCCGGGUGGGUGAACACGGGGAAUGUGAAUAGGGGCUUGGAUGCGAGUUUGACGAUUAAGAGUUGGCUGGUCUGGCUGUUUUUGGAGCCGCUUAUUGGGUUGUUUUCGUUUAGUGACGAGGAGUCAGGGCAGAGAUAUUUGUUCCAGAGUACGAGUGCUGCGUUUGGGGGGCGUGGGGUGCCCUGGAAGGGGAAGGCGGGUGUGAAUAGUCAGAUGAAGACAGGGGAGGAUGGGUUGUUUCUCGUCACUUCUAAGUGCGACACUACGCCAAAUGCGAAGGUCAUGCCCGUGCUCCGAGAAAAAGCACAAGGAAAGGUUUGGGAGCAUACCCAGAAAGUUCUCGGGCCAUAUUUAUGAACUGGGGUCACUGUUGUACGAUUUCCUCAAGAUAUUAAUAAUGUUUCCAAAAACCUAUCAUUAUCAUUACAUAUCCAAAACCCACCCACCUCCACCAUUAAAACCCCGUCUUCCUCUUCUUCUUCUUCCCCACCCCCGCCCUACUCCCAAACGCCCCCGCACUCGGCUGCGUCAUCGACAACCCCCCCUCCACCUGACUCGAGCUCUGAACCAUCACCUGCGACGACGCCGCGAACCUAUACGCCGGCUGGCUCUCCACCACCGGCGGCGGCUGGCUACUCUGCACUGCUGUUGCCAGUCGCGGACUCGCUACCCCCUUUUGGCGCUUGAGGAAUUUCUCUGUUCGUCGCCGUCGCUUCUCUUCUCGCUGCCGCGCGGCUUCUUCGCCGCUGUCUCCUUCUUCAUCUGCGGCGCCGGAGAUUUGGUCGGGGCGCCAGAUGUAUGUUGAUGGGUCGGAACCGGGUGUCUCGGGCCACUGCGCGAGGAUGGAUGCGCAUGUCCGCCCGAGGGGUUUUAGUGACUUGAUAGAGAGAGCGUACCCGCGGAGACGCGACACGGCGGCAUCCUCAGCAGGUUCACCGGAGAGAGCAGAUUCCGAGGGCGCAGGAGUGGCAUAACUGGAGGUGGGCUCGAAGCCGUGGUCUUGCAGGGGUUGGCUGCUGAAGCGCGAACGGGAGGGUGUUCGUGGUGAAAGAGGUGGUCGGCCGCCGUGGAUGGGUAGGGUGAGGCUUGGUCCCUCUUCAAGGUCCUGGGGUGCUGCGGUGGUAGGUAGAGGAACGGAUUUGUCGCGGAUGGAGACGUGGAUGGAACUUAGACAUAAUUCUGUCGCUACAUUUCGGACGACCUUCUCUUUGGCGAUUCGUGCCAUGCCGGGGGUGUUUUGGGGGAGAGAUGUAACCCAGAGGUUGACGAG
Messenger RNA from Pseudogymnoascus verrucosus, 2007 nucleotides. RefSeq lists its product as uncharacterized. NCBI's taxonomy places the organism in Eukaryota, Fungi, Ascomycota, Leotiomycetes, Thelebolales, Thelebolaceae. Gene Ontology annotation, biological process: secondary metabolic process. The coding region runs from base 93 to 1094 and encodes 333 amino acids. The record is from RefSeq and is a predicted model, not a curated record. The transcript has a single exon.